AUGGCAUUGGCAAUGCCAGCUGGAUACACCUUUCGACGUGUCCCCCCUCCCAACACUUACACCUGUCUCCUCUCUCCCCUUCCAUUUCCAUUAUUCUCCCCCAACCCAAUCUUCUUUUCUACAUCCUUCACACUCCAAGGUAAUCCUCCGUUCUUUUACCCUCAAAACGACCCUCGCCUUUCAGAUCUCUCUCAUGAGGUGGGAAGCUUUGUGAGGUGGAUUAGGAACAUGGAGUGUUGGACGUCGGUGGAUGGGGUGGUGGAGGAGAUUAUGAGGAUUCACAGAUCUCUGCCGCCGCGCCCUGCAAUUGACGAGGUCGAAGCAGCCAGAGGUUUGAUCGUCAAUGUCGACAAGGAAGACCAGGCUAGGCUGGACUCCAUAGCUCGACAGACCAAGGGGGUGGAUGUGCCCGAAGAGCUCUUCAUGGUGCUCCAAGAGAUGCAGAGGAACGUCGUCUUUUACCAGAGCAAGGACCAGAAGAGGGAGGCUCUCAAACUUUUCGAUCUCGACAACGUUCAUUCUCUGUUCGAUGAAUUGAUUCAGAGAGCUUCAAAAUGCGUUUCCUCUCCCUCUGCUUCCUCUUCUCGCAAAACAAGCUACUCUAACGGCUCCGCUUCCUCGGUUUCCCCGACUUUGUCCAAGAAUUCCGUUUCUGCUUCGGUUUCUGUUGGUGAUUUUGAUAAGCCCCUGCCUGACCCUGCUGCCACUGCUGCUUCCUCUACUUCUAGAAUGUUCCACUCGGCGAAAGAACGCCCCGAAUUGGUCACGCGAGAUGACAGUUACGUCAAGAAGGCCAAGUCCACGUUUUACUCCAAUGGCUAUGGAGUUGAACAACCCACUAUCCCUUCCAAAGCCAGUUUAUUGAAUUCAUCGUUAAAACCCACAACCCCUGCAGGUCCAGAUGGGGAUAAGUUGAGUUUGAUAAAGCUCGCUAGCUUAAUUGAAGUGUCUGCGAAGAAAGGGACCCGUGAUCUCAAACUGCAGAACAAGUUGAUGGACCAGGUUGAUUGGCUACCUGAUUCGAUAGGGAAGUUGUCGAGUUUGGUUACUCUUGAUUUGUCAGAGAAUCGGAUUAUGGCCCUACCUGCUACAAUUGGAGGGCUUUCAUCAUUGACCAGAUUGGACUUGCAUUCCAAUAGAAUCUCGGAGCUUCCUGAUUCUGUUGGAAAUCUUCUCAGUCUGAUUUAUCUUGAUCUGCGGGGAAACCAGUUAACUCUUCUGCCUGCUUCUUUUAGCAGGUUGAUACGUCUAGAGGAGCUUGAUUUGAGUUCAAAUCAAAUUUCAGCGCUUCCUGACUCUAUAGGAUCACUUGUUAGACUAAAAGUAUUGAAUGUGGAAACAAAUGAUAUAGAGGAACUUCCUCAUUCUGUUGGUAAUUGUUCUUCCCUUAGGGAGCUUCGUCUUGACUAUAAUAGGCUCAAGGCCCUGCCCGAAGCUGUUGGAAAGAUUCAGACCCUCGAGAUUUUGUCUGUGCGGUACAAUAACAUAAAACAACUACCUACAACAAUGUCGUCUCUAACAAACCUCAAGGAACUUAAUGUGAGUUUCAAUGAGCUUGAGGCAGUGCCUGAGAGUUUAUGUUUUGCCACCUCUCUUGUCAAGAUGAACAUAGGAAACAAUUUUGCUGACAUGAGAUACUUACCAAGAUCCAUUGGGAAUCUGGAAAUGCUUGAGGAAUUGGAUAUCAGUAAUAAUCAGAUACGUGUGCUUCCUGACUCGUUUAGGAUGCUCACUCGACUACGCAUCCUGCGAGUGGAAGAGAAUCCUCUUGAAGUUCCACCAAGAGAUAUAGCUGAGAAAGGAGCUCAGGCUGUUGUCCAAUACAUGGCUGAGCUUGUCGAGAAGAGGGAAAAGAAGGAUGUUAAAUCACAGCCUCUUAAGCAGAAAAAGAGUUGGGCUCAGAUCUGCUUCUUUUCAAAGUCUAACAAAAGAAAACGUGAAGGGGUUGAUUAUGUGAAAACCUGA
Molecule: messenger RNA, 1965 nt
Organism: Sphenostylis stenocarpa
Lineage: Eukaryota; Viridiplantae; Streptophyta; Magnoliopsida; Fabales; Fabaceae
Source: the annotation of a GenBank genome assembly